UCCCUUUAGACUUCUGGUCUGCAAAAAAGCUUUCUCUACUUCCCUCACUGUCAAGGGUUUUCCCUUCCUCAAUUUCAAGUCACCAUGGCUAAGUUCCCUUCCAUUCCCCUGUUUUUUCUCCUCUGCAACAUCUGUCUUUCCAUGGCGUCUUUGAACGAUGACCGCAUUGCUCUUUUGUCUUUCAAACAGUCCAUUUCUGAAGACCCAUACGCCUCUCUCAGCAACUGGAAUUCUUCUGAUGAAACCCCAUGUGGUUGGAAUGGUGUUACAUGCAAGGAUCUAAGAGUUGUUUCUCUCAGCAUUCCCAACAAGAAACUCAACGGUGUUCUUCCUUCUUCUCUGGGGUUUCUCUCCGAGCUUCGUCAUGUGAAUCUGAGGAGUAAUAACCUCCAUGGAGCCUUGCCAUUACAGCUUUUCGAAGCUAAUGGAAUCCAAAGUUUGGUGCUUUAUGGUAAUUCCUUAUCUGGGUCUGUGCCAAAUGAGAUUGGUAACCUCAAAAACCUUCAAAUCUUGGAUUUAUCUCACAAUUUCUUUAAUGGGUCGUUGCCUGUUUCCUUGAUGCAAUGCAGAAGAUUGAGAAUUCUUGAUCUUACUCAUAACAACCUUACCAAUUCCCUGCCUAAUGGGUUUGGUUCCAGUUUGAAUUUCUUGGAAAAUUUGGAUCUUUCUUACAAUAACUUCAAUGGUUCAAUUCCAGUGGAUAUUGGUAAUCUGUCUAGCUUGCAAGGCACUGUUGAUUUCUCUCAUAAUCUCUUCUCCGGCUCUAUCCCACCCACCCUGGGAAACCUUCCUGAAAAGGUUUAUAUUGAUCUUACUUAUAAUAAUCUGAGUGGUUCAAUCCCCCAAAAUGGUGCUCUUAUGAACAGAGGACCAACAGCUUUCAUUGGGAAUCCUGGCCUUUGUGGACCGCCAUUGAAGAAUCCAUGUUCUUCUGAAGCCCCGGCUGCAAGUUUAUCUUCACCAGACAAUGGUAAUAAGUAUGGGAAAGGAGGGGUGAGUAAGAGCAGUUUGGUUGCAAUAAUCAUAGGUGAUAUCAUUGGUAUUUGCCUGAUUGGUGUUAUGUUAUCUUAUUGCUAUUUGAGGUUUUGGAUUCAUAGAAAUGGGAAGAAGGCAGACCAAUCUAAGUAUGGUUUAGAGAAGGAUGAGAAAGGAAGAAAGCAUUGUCUGUGCUUUCAAAAGGGUGAAUCCGAGAACGUUUCGGAGCAUAUCGAGCAGUUUGAUUUGGUACCUCUGGAUUCACGAGUCACGUUUGAUCUCGACGAACUUCUCAAGGCAUCGGCUUUCGUUUUGGGAAAAAGCGGUAUCGGUAUAGUGUAUAAAGUUGUUCUUGACGAUGGACUCACUUUAGCUGUGAGAAGAUUGGGUGAAGGAGGUUCUCAAAGAUUCAAAGAGUUUCAAACUGAAGUUGAAGCAAUUGGGAAGUUGAGGCAUCCAAAUCUUGUUAGUCUCAGAGCAUAUUAUUGGUCUGUUGAUGAAAAACUGCUUAUUUAUGAUUACAUACCAAAUGGGAACCUUGCAUCUGCCAUUCAUGGGAAGCCCGGAACGACACCGUUUACACCGCUACCGUGGUCUACUCGGUUAAGGAUCAUGGAAGGCAUUGCGAAAGGGUUGGUUUACUUGCACGAGUUCAGCCCCAAAAAGUAUGUUCAUGGUAAUUUGAGAACCAACAACAUACUUCUUGGACACGACAUGAUACCACAUAUUUCGAAUUUCGGGCUUGCCCGCCUUGUUAACAUUGCUGGAGGUACUCCGACCGUGCAAUCGAGUCAUAUGGCAGAAGAAAAACAACUAAAGUUUGCCACUUCUGAAGCUAGUACAUUCAGUUCUAGUAUGAUUACUUACUACCAAGCUCCCGAAUCGUUCAAAGUCGUGAAGCCAUCGCAGAAAUGGGACGUGUACUCGUAUGGUGUGAUAUUACUCGAAAUGAUCACAGGAAGGUUGCCUAUAGUUCAGGUGGGAGCCUCGGAAAUGGAUCUUGUUCAAUGGAUUCAACUCUGUAUUGAGGAAAAGAAGCCGCUUUCGGACGUGAUAGACCCGAGUUUGGCUCCCGACGAUGAUGCGGAUGAGGAGAUCAUCGAGGUUUUGAAGAUGGCAUUAGGUUGUGUUCAAAAUAGUCCAGAAAGAAGACCGGCAAUGAGACAUGUUUGUGAUGGUUUGAGCAGGUUGGGUGUCACUCCAAACUGAACCACAAAACAUAUCAUUAUAUGACACUCAAAAAGUUCUAUGUUGUUUUGAACAAAAUCAGUGUCAUUCGAGUUGAGGAUUUGCUUUCUCAUUCUUAUUUUUAUCAAUCACUCUCCAAAAUCAA
Molecule: messenger RNA, 2308 nt
Organism: Cucurbita moschata (crookneck pumpkin)
Lineage: Eukaryota; Viridiplantae; Streptophyta; Magnoliopsida; Cucurbitales; Cucurbitaceae
Product: receptor protein kinase-like protein ZAR1
Exons: 2
Coding region: 85-2184 (699 amino acids)
Biological process (GO): protein phosphorylation
Molecular function (GO): protein binding; ATP binding; protein kinase activity
Source: RefSeq, a predicted model, not a curated record